AUGGCGGCGGUGGCAACGGUGGUAGUGAUGGUGAUGAUACUGGAAGUGGCUGUGGUGGUGGUGACCGUGGGGGUGAUGGUGGGGCUGAUAGUAGGGGUGGUAGUGGCGGUGGAGGUGGCAAUGAUGGUGAUGGUAGUGGCGGUAGUGGGUGAUGGUGGAGGUGAUGGCAAAGGUGGUGGUGCUGGGGGUGGCGAUGAUGUCAGCGAUGGUGGUGGUGGUUGUGGCGGCAACGGUGAUAACCAUGACAAGAUGGUGGUAGUAGAAGUGGUGAAAUCAUAUCAUGAGAAUAAAAAUUAA
This is a messenger RNA of Prunus armeniaca (apricot), 297 nucleotides long. The record is from the annotation of a GenBank genome assembly. Lineage: Eukaryota; Viridiplantae; Streptophyta; Magnoliopsida; Rosales; Rosaceae.